Papaver somniferum (opium poppy) is the source of this 1594-nucleotide messenger RNA. RefSeq names its product UV radiation resistance associated protein-like. Bases 229 to 1263 code for a protein of 344 amino acids. Gene Ontology annotation, biological process: SNARE complex assembly. Gene Ontology annotation, molecular function: SNARE binding. Gene Ontology annotation, cellular component: endosome; lytic vacuole. The transcript is spliced from 6 exons. NCBI's taxonomy places the organism in Eukaryota, Viridiplantae, Streptophyta, Magnoliopsida, Ranunculales, Papaveraceae. The record is from RefSeq and is a predicted model, not a curated record.
CAGCGUUUUCAAAACGAUCCGAAACAAAUCUUUUCAUUCUAAUUACAUCAAUACCCCUCUGCUGGAAGUUGGGACCUGCCAUUCUUCUUCCCUAUUCCUCUGCAAAACUAUUCAUUUUCUUAAAGAAAAUUCGAUUCCGAUGAUCAAGAAACCCUAAAAAUUUAUGAUUCAGAGAGACGAUGAGGUCUUCGAUUGAUUACUUUACGUUGCUGAAGUUUAAAUUGAUCAAUGGAAUCAGAAAAGAAAGUAUUAGUAUCUUCAAAUGGAGACGUCAAAGUAAUAGAAUGGGAAGAUUUCGAACAAGAACUAGCUAGAUUAUGGAGUCUUUCUUCUGCUUUAAAAAAAUCUAAAGAAAAGAAGGAUUUGCUUCAGCAAAAGCUUGAAUCACUCAUUCAGGUUAGGUCUGAACAAUUAAAUAGGUCGAAUGAGUUAGAAGUGAUGAAACAAAAAUUAGAGGCAAAAAGAUUGGUGAUGGGAAAUUCAUUAACUAGGUCAAAUGUUAUAGCUGAGGAUGUGAGAAGUCAAAAAGAGCAUCUUAUUGUUUCAAUUAAAUCAUUAUUGGUUGCUGGGAGAGGUCUUUCUGUAUCUAGCAAUCAGUUGCAGGAAGCAUAUAGGUUACUGUCUGGAGAGAGGGGUCAUGUCCGUUUAAAAAAAUUGCAGAAGAUGCUGCAAAUGAGACAACAAUAUAUGGUUGCACAAGUUUCAUUUCUAUAUCCUGUAAAAGCCUCAGCUGCAUUGACAAACGGGGAAAAGCUCGAUUCAUCUUCUACGAGUAGUCAAAUAGGGAAUCCUGUUGGCUCUAAAUCUUUUAAGCCAGGGACUUUGACCAUUUCAGGUCUGGCUGUGAGUGGACUAUCUUUAAAGAAGACGAGCUUUUUCGGCGAUAAGAAGGAAGUUCAGAAGUCUGCUACUGCACUAGGAUAUGUUGCACAUGUUGUUUCGCUUAUAGCUUCUUAUUUAGAGGUUCCUCUGCGAUACCCUUUGCGCCUUGGAGGUUCACAUUCAUACAUUCAUGACUAUGCCCCUUCAGUUGAGCUGUUGACAUCUACUUCAACAUCAGGCUCUGCCUUACUUUCUAACUCAAAACCUACCGAGUUUCCUCUUUUUCUAGAAGGACAAGACACCACCAGAGCAGCUUAUGCCAUAUUCUUGUUGAAUAAGGAUUUAGAGCAGAUACUGAAUUUUAUAGGCGUCGAGAGUUUGGGACCACGACAUAUCCUGGCCAAUUUAAUGGAGCUUUUGCGGACAAUACAAUCUCAGUAAUAUGCGAGAUAAGUGAGUUACUUCUGAUCCCCAAUUAAAGAUUCUUGACCGCAACUAGUAAAUGCUGCUGGAUUAUUCAUCAACUAUUCUACUCUAAAGCCUCAUCUGUUAGUAGUGCUGUUAUAUGCUAUCUAUCUUGGCAAUGUGUGGCAAGAAGGAUUUUCGUUUCCAAACGGGCAUUUGAUCAGGUGGCUAAUGUAAACAUAGAAGAUGGGCACCCUGGCUUUUUUCUUACCAGGGUCCGUUCUUGUAAACAAAAUCUUCAUUUUGCAGAUAUAAAAAUGAAUAAUGUAGUUUACAUGAUUUGAAGUGCACCAGGUUUGAAUCAUCA